AAUCUUAAAAAAAAAAAGAAAAGCUCUCAGGGCCCCUUUAAGUAUGACAAUGUUUAAAACUAAAUUCAGCCACUGGCAGCUUCAGAUCAGCUCUGUUCACUGAGAUGUAAUCUCCAGGAGUGAGUGUCAAAGAAAAGUGACCCUAAGAUGUUUGUCUGCCUAAGCUGGAGUGAUAACCUUCAGUAAAAACUCUGGCACCUUCAGUCUAUCUCCUCUGACUGACCUGCCCGUGAGAGAGCAAGGCUUGAAGACCAAGAUUUCAGGUUAGGCCACAGGAUACCAACAGCUUGGAGCUGCCUUAAAGGAAGUUCCUCUGUAUUUUUUUAAUACAAGAGUCUAACCCAUUGUAUCAUCCAAACAAUACUGUUCAUAAAACAUUAUUAAUGGAUCCUAACUCAACAGAAUUUGGAUAUAAGAGAGAGUAAGUGCAAAAGAAUAAUGGACAUAUGCUUUAUGUGGCAAACUUGCAUAAUAAAUUCAGCAACUGACCUUAAAAAUUAUAUAUUCAUCUCAGGUUACUGAGUAUCAACAGAUAUUACUAGUAUUCUUAUAGUCUUGCCCUUUCCAGAAAAGUGAAACUUGAAGAGAGAGAAGAGAAAUCCCCAGCUAUGAUGACAAAACAAUCUGAUCUUUCCCUGGCCCCUCCUCUGAACACGUCCGUUUUCCACAAGACAGCUACAUCAAAAAUGAAAGAUGUAGUAAGGCCUGGACAUGAGGCAUGACACUGUGGCAUGCGGGGACACUUUCAGUUCUUUCACACUUCAUUCAAAAGAGAGAUAGCUAUGAAAACUCUACCUCUGUGAUACAAACAGAAACCCGUCCCUACCUGCAUUUGUCCCAAGUAGCUAUCUCUUAAAUGGCCCAAAUUAAAAAGCCCAGAGAUAUCUUUUUAGUCAGGCUGCCUGCAAGAAUAAUAAAAGUACUGCCAAAAUAUGCAUAACAGAGACAGGAAGGAAACAGGUCAAAAUGCUUAUAAUUGUGAGGGAAGGGUGAUUAAAAAAAAAAGUCUUCUCUGUUUACAGUAAAUGCAGAAAACAGAUCUAUAAUAUAUGGUCUAUAAUAUGUCUAUAUUAUUUUAAGCGAGGAAGGGAGGUAUGAGGUUUGCUUCUUUUAAGGAUCUUCUUUUUCCAGUCAUAGAAUCUUAGCUCACAAAAGACUUUAGCCUAAUGCAGUCCUUCCACAAAUAAGGAGUCAAGUUUCAGACUGGGAAGGGAUUCUCCCAGUUGAGUGAGGACAUGAAAGAACGUCUCCAUAGACUGGCUCCACGAUGAUGGGAAGCAAGUUUUCCUUUAAAAGUUCCACCUCCUGGACCCCACUCAUCCGCCAAACUAACCUGCCAUCUCCACUUGAAAGUGCAGAAUCAACCAGAAAUUUUUGACUGACGUUUUGUUUGUGUUAAGCAAAUGACUGUUUACACUGAGAUAAUCACAGGUGAAAUUUGUGUCGGAAACUGUGAGAUUUCUUGUUUUUCUCAUGCUAAGCAAAGACAAAAAAUAAAUAAAUAAAUAAAUAAAUAAAUAAAUAAAUAAAUAAAUAAAUAAAAGGAAGGGUAUUGACAGUCGGGGGCACUUUGGAUCCUCCUGCACCAAGAAGAUGCUUUUUUAAAAAAGUGUUAACUUUUAAAGGCAAAGAGCCCUUUUAUGAUGGUCUUAAUUAAGCUCCAUAACCUUGAAAGUAGGUGGACUGGGGCAGGGGUCUGAGAUUCUAACAUACACACUGAUUAGUGUCUGUCUCUAGGUUCUAGUCCACGUGUCCAUUCAAGUCAUUUACCACCACUCUUCGUCUACGCUGCAAGGAGACAGGUAUCGUUUCUGCUUCCUAAUUUCAAGACACCAGGCUUCGUACAUCAGUGACUCCAACACGGCUAUGUACCGCGGCUAUGGGCACGCCUCUGGAGACACCGCGAGAAUUUCUACAUUUGGCAACCGGCUUUCGAUGCUGCAUUUGACCCUCCUGCAAGCGCUCCGCGCAGGGGCCACCAUCACGCCGCGGUAGCAGGACCGUCCGGCUCCGAUGUUUCCAGGCGCGGUCCGAGAGCGCCUCAAAAACCCCGCCACGGGGACAGGAGGGACGCCCGUGGCCGAGAGACCACCGGCCGCAGCCCCGCGGGAUCAUCCCUCGCAUCUGAAGGUCGGGGUCCGGCUUCUGGGCCGGGCCGGUCCCCGCCGCCACACAAACAGGAGGCCGGUCCCGCGGCGCGCGUCACCCGGACCCCGCCGUGCACCAGCCCCGCGCCCGCGCAGCCCGCGGGAAACGGCGGCGGGGCAUCCCCGGCUCAGGCACAGGAAGCGGCGGCGGCUCGGGCGGCCCGAAGGCCUCCGCUGCCGCGGGAAGGGGAGCCGAGGGCAGAGGCCGGAAAAGCAGAACGUCCCCGGGAGCCGAGGGGAGGCUCACGCGUCUCCGCUGCGGCCGCCGCCUCCCGGGCUUGGGCCCGCGGGGCAGCCUGAGCCCCCGCGCCUCCGCCGAGACCACCGGCGCCGCAGCCGGAAAGGACGCGGCUCCCCGCGGCAAGAGCACUCACCUCGGCUGGCCGGGCCGCUGCGCCGCCGGCUGUCACCGCAGCCCACUGCCUGUCCAGUCCCGGCUCCGGAUGCUAUUUAA
Messenger RNA from Zalophus californianus (California sea lion), 2601 nucleotides. Its product is annotated as serine/arginine repetitive matrix protein 1-like. Bases 2014 to 2601 code for a protein of 195 amino acids. Lineage: Eukaryota; Metazoa; Chordata; Mammalia; Carnivora; Otariidae. The transcript has a single exon. The record is from RefSeq and is a predicted model, not a curated record.